This is a messenger RNA of Leguminivora glycinivorella, 2634 nucleotides long. RefSeq names its product probable polyol transporter 4. The coding region runs from base 50 to 2497 and encodes 815 amino acids. The transcript is spliced from 16 exons. The record is from RefSeq and is a predicted model, not a curated record. Lineage: Eukaryota; Metazoa; Arthropoda; Insecta; Lepidoptera; Tortricidae. Gene Ontology annotation, biological process: transmembrane transport. Gene Ontology annotation, molecular function: transmembrane transporter activity.
UUACAUACAGCUACUUACAUAUAUUAAAACUGGUGUUUUUGUCAAUAAAAUGGCCACAAAUGUAGCCUUCCCUGAAAACGAAGUAAAAAGUGGCAAACAUAAUGCAAAAGGAGAAGAUAAAGUCUAUAGUUAUGAAGAGGCAAUCACUUUGGCAGGCAAUGGCCGCUACACAUACGGACUGCUGGCGGUGGCGAGCCUCACCAUCUUGGCGAUGGGCUGUGACAUGUUUGGCUUCUCCGUGAUAGUGGUCGGAAGCCAGUGCGAUCUACAGCUCACGUCUGGCCAGAGGAAUGUACUCAUUUCCAUGCCUUUUCUUGGUCCAGUAGUCAUGUCUUACCCAUGGGGCUUCAUCAGCGAUACGCGGGGACGACGAAAAUGUCUCCUUCUGGCAAUGAGCGGUGGCUUCCUAGCCUCGGUCGUCAGCGCACUAUCUCCAAACUGGAUCGUGCUGGCUGUACUCCGAUUUGUGAGUACCAGUUGCUGCAGCUGCGCGCAGUCAUCGACGUACGCGCUGAUGGGCGAGUCGAGCUCACAACGCGUGCGCGGAAGUUACAUGCUCUUCAUGACAAGCGUGCUAAUGCUCACACCCACCUGCUACUUCGUGGCGGGUUACUUCAUCCUAAACUUGGAGUUUUCCUUGAGCCUGGGUUUCAUCAGCUUCAUGCCCUGGCGUCUGCUGGUGCUGGUGAUGGCCAUGCCUAUGGGGAUCUGUUGUCUGGCGCUGUUGGGCUUCUACGAGAGCCCUAAGUUCCUGGCCAACGCUGGGCGGGAAGACCAGGGGCGGUGGACCUGCUUCAGAAGAUAUGGAGGAGGAACGGUGGCAAGGAUGAGUAUCCUAAACAACAGUUUGCUGAUGUGGUACCCGUUCCUGCUGAACACCUAUCUGACAGAUGAUGGUUCUGCAGACCAGGGUGGGCUCUGCAACAUGAUCCUUCGCUCGCAAGACGCCUCUCACGUCCAACAAACAUCCAUCUGCUACUCCAAGCUCGACUACUUCACAACUUUAUUCAGCAUCACGCACUCUUUAUCCUUCACGCUCAUCAACGUCUUCAUGUCCCGCUUCGCCGGCCGCAUGAAGCUGAUGCUGAUCACCGUCCUGACUGUGGCCUUCUCGUCCGGUGUCGUCAUCAUAUUUACCACAAACAACACGAUUAGCUUCCUGUUCUUCCUUGGGAUUAUGACCACGGGGCUUGGAAGCGGAGUUGUGUUCUCUUACUUCAUUGAGCUGUAUCCCACGUCUUAUCGUGGCAUGGCAGCGUGUCUGGGCGUGAUCGUGGCGCGGGGAAGCGCUCUCACUGCCAUCAACAUCCUUGGCUCCAACAUCAUGACCAACUGCCACCAGUGCUUCUACGCAUACACAGCCUACAUCUUGACGUUUGCCGCGGAUGUGAACGAUUAUAAUACGGAUAAGAAUAAGGAUUUUGGAGUUUGCAGUGUGACUGGGAAGAAAGAAGAUGAAGUUUAUACUUAUGAAGAGGCUAUUACUCUGGCAGGGAACGGCAGCUACACCUACGGUCUAAUGGCUGUUCUCAGCCUUACAGUCCUAUCAAUGGUGUGUGACAUGUUUGGAUUCUCCGUGGUAGUCGCUGGAAGCCAGUGCGACCUCCAACUCACGCCGAGUCAGCGGAACACUCUCAUGUCCAUGCCUUUUAUUGGGCCAAUAAUAAUGUCGUACCCAUGGGGCUACUUCAGUGACACCCAGGGCCGCAGGAAGUGCCUCCUCAUAGCUUUAAGCAUCAGCUUCGUGGCCACGGCCGUCAGCUCUCUCUCUCCAAACUGGAUCGUUCUCGCUGUGCUCAAGUUUUUGAGCACCAGUUGCUGCAGCUGCGCACAGUCCGUGACAUACGCGCUGUUAGGAGAGUCCAGCGGGCAGGACGUGCGUGGCGGCUACAUGCUGGUCAUGACAAGCGUGCUCAUGCUCGGACCCACUUACUACUUUCCGAUAGCCUACUUCCUCCUAAACAUGAACUACUCCAUCGACCUGGGCUUCAUCAGCUUCGUGCCCUGGCGUCUCCUGACCCUGGCGCUGGCGCUACCGCUGGGCAUUUGCGCGCUGACGCUGCACUGCUUCUACGAGAGCCCCAAGUUCCUGGCCAACGCUGGGAGGGAAGACCAGGCGAUCGAACUGAUGAGGAAGAUUUGGAAGAGGAAUGGCGGGAAAUAUCGUUAUCCUAAAUUCGCUGAACACUUCCAGGUAAAGAAGCUGAUCCUAAAUGAAGGCAGUGCCCCGGUACAAGAACAGCCACUGCUGCGGUCUCUUUGGCACCAAACUGCGCCGCUUUUUCGCCCUCCAAUGCUGUGGAGGACCUUGCAACUGUACUACCUUACUGCUGUGAUCUACAGCGUCAACAACAGCAUGCUGAUGUGGCUCCCAUUCAUAGCGAAUGCGGUACUUGCGGACAAGCGGCCGCCGGCGGCGUGUGUGACGUCAUCCUCAGCUCAAACGGUGGCACGCAGAAUGCUGGAGGUCAGCCAACCGCCUGCUCUUCAAAAGUAGAAUACCUGACCGUCGUGUUCACCCUCGGAGUCUCCAUCGUCCUCGCUCUGUUGUACGUGCUGAUGUCCCGUUUCUCCCGCAUGAAGCUCAUGCUGGCCUUGGUGCUGGCUGCGAGCGUUGUAGCCGGAGUUGGUCUC